Molecule: messenger RNA, 1777 nt
Organism: Juglans microcarpa x Juglans regia
Lineage: Eukaryota; Viridiplantae; Streptophyta; Magnoliopsida; Fagales; Juglandaceae
Product: ammonium transporter 2 member 5-like
Exons: 3
Coding region: 53-1453 (466 amino acids)
Biological process (GO): ammonium transmembrane transport
Cellular component (GO): plasma membrane
Molecular function (GO): ammonium channel activity
Source: RefSeq, a predicted model, not a curated record
UCACAAAACUAACCAAAUUUUGGGUGUGCAUCAACCCACUUGACCAGAGGAUAUGGCUGCAGCCCCGCUCCCCGUAAACCUGAUACCCGACCAAACGAGCCCCGAUUGGUUGAACAAGGGUGACAAUGCGUGGCAACUCACGGCGGCCACUUUGGUCGGUAUGCAAAGCAUUCCAGGCCUUGUCAUCCUCUAUGGCAGCAUAGUGAAAAAGAAAUGGGCUGUGAACUCGGCCUUCAUGGCCUUUUAUGCGUUUGCUGCCGUGCUUGUUUGUUGGGUCGGGUGGGGCUACCAACUAUCAUUCGGCGACAAAUUAACUCAUUUCCUAGGCAAGCCCAAUGUAGCCUUAGAUGAAGUGUUUCUUUUCAAAAAAGCAUUUUUGGGGAACUUUCCCAAGGCGACAAUGGUGUAUUUUCAGUUUGUGUUUGCAGCCAUCACACUGAUUUUGAUUGCUGGGGCAUUGCUGGGGAGGAUGAAUUUUUAUGCAUGGAUGUUGUUUGUACCACUUUGGCUUACCUUCUCUUACACUAUUGUUGCGUUUAGUAUAUGGUGCCCAACUGGUUGGUUGUCUUUGAAGGGGGUCAUUGAUUACUCUGGAGGGUAUGUUAUCCAUCUCUCCUCUGGGGUGGCUGGCUUCACGGCAGCUUAUUGGGUGGGACCAAGGGCACUGAAGGACAGAGAGAGGUUCCCACCAAACAAUAUCAUUAUGAUGUUGACAGGAGCAGGCCUACUAUGGAUGGGAUGGACAGGAUUCAAUGGCGGCGAUCCUUACAACGCUGGUAUAGACGCAUCCCUAGCUGUCAUUAACACCCACGUCUGUACGGCCACAAGCUUGCUGACUUGGCUCAUUCUGGAUAUUAUAUUCUUUAAAAAGCCAUCUGUGAUUGGAGCCACUCAGGGGAUGAUCACUGGUUUGGUCUGUAUCACCCCAGCAGCAGGAGUGGUUCAAGGUUGGGCAGCAAUUCUAAUGGGACUCAUGUCUGGUAGCAUUCCAUGGUAUACCAUGAUGGUCCUUCACAAAAAAGUCCCCUUCAUAAAACACGUAGACGACACUAUGGCUGUAUUCCACACCCAUGCAGUUGCCGGAAGCCUAGGUGGGAUCCUCACCGGGUUCUUCGCUGAGCCCAAGCUCUGCCGCAUCUUCUAUAAUAUUACAGAGGGUUGGGAGCACUAUAUAGGUCUUGCCUAUGGGCUCAAAGAUGGUCGUUACAAGGCAGGGUUCAAACAGAUGGGACUUCAAAUUCUAGGAAUUUUGUUCGUAAUAAGCGUCAACAUUGUUAUGACCAGCAUAAUUUGUGUGCUGAUUAACUUUGUAAUUCCACUUCGGUUGCCAGAGGAUCAACUGGAGUUUGGGGAUGAUGCCAUUCAUGGGGAGGAGGCCUAUGCUUUGUGGGGGGAUGGGGAGAAGGAGAAGUUUGAGAAUUCUAAGAACAGAGGUGAACUUCAGAUGGCUUGAAGAAUGGGUUCUCAUGCUGCUCAAGUUUUAUGAGAAAAAUGUGGGAAUUGAGCACAGGAAUAUUCCUUCCACCACCUUUUGUUUUCUGCUUUUAUGUUUUAAUCUAUUUGGGGAUUAUUGACAUGGGUUUGACAGUAAAAUAAUGACCCGUCCAUUGUAAUAAGAAUAAAGCCACCAUAAUUUCAGUGUUGCAGUUUGGUUUGCCUAUGCUUGUAUUUUCCAAAUAUUCAUUUGUUGCCCAAAACAUGUGGAAGUGACAAAUGAUUAGGAUAUGGGAAUUGUGGCUGCCUUGAGAAAUUCAAUAGAUUAGAGGGCAUGAGUUAC